AGUCUCCCGUUGGACUUGAGAGUAUUUUUAUGUCAAGUACAAGUUAUUUAUUCACUCCAAUUUUUAAAAUUUUUACUCUGUAUGUCAAGUAAAAUAAUUAAUAGUAGUGUCGGCAAUGUGCGGGGUUUGAAUUUUUAUAGAGUAAUUUUUUAAAAAAUGGAAGAAUUUUCGCGGCCAUAAGAAAGGCCGCAGCGAUUCAGAAUGUCUGUAAAAAUAAAAUUACGAAAAGUAAUUUAGGUCAGUAGGAAGGAAAAGUAAAUUUAUUUGUUUAAAAAAAAAAGAAGUCAAGAUGUCGAUGGCAUCAAUUGAAACAAUGGGAUCCAUAAAGGAUUUACCGCCACGUAAAUUUAUAAAUCCUAAUUUAUUAUCCCUCAAGUGCCUUCUAUUUAUUUUCUUUGGUGGUAUGGGCUGUUUGUUUCCUUUUCUUCCGCUUCAUAUGAUAGCAGUGGGACUGACAAUGGAAGAAAUACGACUUGUGUCAAUGAUAUCACCGGUGAUAGCGAUAAUAGGGCCAUUAAUAGUGGCACCGAUAGCCGACAAGUUAGCAGCUCGCCAAGGAUCUAAACCAUCGAACGGACGUUAUCUGAGAAUAAUGAUCGCUCUAGCAUGUUUUCUAUCAGCAGUUGUUUACUCGCUGCUGCUUCUAGUGCCCGUGGUUGAGAGAAUAGAGCUUCCGCGUGAGCACAGGCCUACGUUGAAGUUUUCUUGCAAUCACAAAGGCGCGACGGUUUUUCAGGAACGAAUUGAUGAAUUUUCCACAUGCUACAACUGGACCAGCGAGAGCCGAGUCUGCGCGAUACUUUUGAAAAACUGCAAUUACGCGUGUCAUCCAAUAGUACCGCGACGGAAUCAUAUGUUUUUGAAUAAUCGACCACCUGCUAUUGAAAUUGACGCGCCGCCGAACACCGACAUCGGAGUCCUAAGUAUCGACGAAGGAAGCGGCGAUCUCAGUGAAGGCGGAGCUCGCGUAAAUUCACAAUACGCGGACUUGAGUAGUGAAGAUAUCGAAUGGAGAACUAAAGUACCGAUAAAACAUAAACGUCGGCGGUAUAUUCAAGCUAAAACUGAACCACCUCAUUUAUGUUUUCAUGAGGGCGAAAAUAGGGUUUGUCAUGUUUACACAAGUGACACAGGAAGUUUGCCAGUUAAUGCGAGUUUUAGAGAAGCAAGUAAUACACGCAAUAAACAAGAAUGGUGUGCUUAUCCAAUUUCCGAAGAAUUUACUUGCAGAAUACCUCGUAAAUUGGAAGCUGAUAUGGCUAAAUUUAAUCAGACUUGUUCAGUUGAAUGCGAUAUACUUGACCCAUUUGCGUUACCAGGUAGCAUUCACACGGAAAAUCAAUGCAGCCAAGUAGCCGGUGACCCAGAUAUGACAUUUUGGAUGUAUCUUACGAUACGUUCGAUAGCUGAUAUUUUUCCAACAGCAGCAGUAACUCUGAUAGACGCGUCAAUAGUCAUAGCAACCCGAGAAACUUCCUGUGGCCGGGGUGACGUCGGUAGACAAUUGGCAUUUGGUUCAUUGAGUUUUUCAAUAUUUGGACCUCUCGCGGGGUAUCUGAAUCUUCUGGUAGCUCCCAAACCAGCUUAUCUUCUGCCAAUAAUUUUGCACGUCGCCAUGAUGAUACUCGCAGCAAUAGUUGCACUUUCAGCGAACGGAAUGCCUCUGAGUCCGCCGGAAUGGUGGUGGCACACGAGAUCAGGAAUGCUUGCCGUGCCAAUGAGUGCCGUAAAGCGAUACGGCAGCGAAACUGCGGCUCUCGUGCUGAUUCUCAUCGUUCUGGGCACUCUGUGGAGCGCGAUGGACAGCUAUCUGUCUCUGUAUCUCACAGAAUUGACUGGAGAUUCACUGGCAAUAGGUGUGAUUUUAACAGUUGGUGCAUUGCCAGCGAUCUUCUUCCUCUGGAAAUCCGAGCAUCUAGUUGAUUAUUGCGGGCACAGCAAUUUACUUAUCAUGGCAUUCACAAUUUACAUCGUAAGAUUCACCGGAUUGAGUGUCGUAUCAGACCCAUGGUGGGCGCUGGUAUCCGAAGCACUUGAACUCUUCACUCUGGGUAUCAUGUGGGUGACUGCUAUCCUCUACAUGCGACAUCUUAUCCCUCGCAACCUCACAGUUACUGCUCAAGCGCUACCAGUAAUCGCACAUUUCUGUAUCGGACGGUGUCUCGGAGCCAUAAUCGGCGCUUAUGUACAAAUCGGUGACACGGAAAUAGAGUCACUUAAAUUUAUCUAUCAAUGCAUGGCAGUAUCGGCAGCAGUUAUUGCUGUACUUUAUUUUAUUCUGUAUCACGGAAUUCUCAAACCCCGAUGUCAUGCUCAGACGAUACAAAAUGCACGCACUACUCCAUCUAUUGUGCAAGCUGCUUUACAAGAACACGAACAAGCGAUUAGCAUGAAUGGAAAUGGAAAUUACACGCCGCUGAGAGUUUAUCACAACGGACUGGGCAGGAAAGGACAAUUCAGAUACUAAAAAAGUGUCAAUUAAUUAAUAAAGAUUCUUCGAGUCGCGCGUUAAACUUCUUUACUUGCAAUUUAUUUAAAUUAACUUAAUAAAAUAAUCUUUGUAAGUUUAGUAUGAUUUAACAAGACGAUUUAAACUCGUGGAAUCAGCUUUAGUUCAUCCGCGGUCGUAAUUUACUAUCGCGGACAGAGCAAACAAAAUAAUUUAAAAAAUAUAUUAUAAUUAUUUUUAAAUGUUAAAAUUUAUUUCGUGGUAUGUCCACAUAAUUUUUCUAAUAUAUUUUUUUAUACUAUAUAUAAUGCGUUUUGUAUUUAAAAAAAAAAAAAGUGAACCUGAAACUGCAUUUAGAUUUUUUGUAUUUAUUUGGAGCUAGUGGCGGGUCGGCUUGGCUCUGGGUCGCUGGGAGCCCGAAAAAUUUCCAUAAUUAACGAGGUUUUCCGAACACAUAUUUAUGUAAUUCAAACAGUUACCGCUUAAGUACGAGCCGAUUGUCAUAUUUAUCAAUAUCAUAAGUUAUGUUAAACAGGAUAUUUUUUACUAAAUUAUUUUUAGAAAAUAAAAAUAAGUUAUGGAUAACGACGAGCUGUCAUGGUGACAAAUGAUGAUUUUUUCGACCAUUAAAUACAAAGAUAAAAAAAAUAACCGGAUUCAUCCCAUACCUGCAGCGAAAGUUUUUAUUCUUGCCCUAUUUAAAGGGAAGAAAGUUAUUCAUUUCACGAAAACAGGGGAAAAAUUUAAACUUUCAGGUACAGGUCUGGUGAAAAAUUUUAUACACGCUACAGAGUUAAAAAAUUUCUGUUAAAUUUAAGGGGGAUAGCCACUGUGAGGAUCGAAAAAAUAGGUGAUUUUCGGGAAUUUUUUUGACUGGAAUAAUAAAGAAAUUUGGGGAUUGGGUUUUUUUUUGUUUUCUAAAGUAUAUAUUAAAGAUAAUUCUCCUAAAUUUUAAUUAAAAAAUAUCAUGUUGUUACAAAGUUAUAAGCAUUUUUGUGGAGCAACAAAAAAAUUUCCCCCACCACGGUGUCAUCUUUAACUCAAAAACGGAUUAUCAGAAACAAAAAUACCAAACGGCGUUGUAAUCUGUAUGCAUGUGGUUAUCGUUGCACACACGGGAUUUUGAAAAUUUGGAUUUGAAAAAAAAUGGCGACAUAUUAAAAAUUUUUUCGUUAUUUUUUCUCAUUUUUUUGGAUUCAAACAGCCCUAAAAAAUCUUAAAAAUCAAAAUUUUCAAAAUCCUCUACGUGCAACUUUAGCUACUGAAUAGACGAAUACGGCAAAAAAAAAGUUGCGAAUCGGUUGAUAUUUAUGCAAAUUACAGAUGCCACCAGUUCAAAAAAAGUAGUUUCGAGAAAAAUGCGUUUAAAAUUUUUAGUCGAUGCAACGGUCAGUUGACGCGCUGUCACAAAAAUGACUAUAACUUGAAAAAUAUUCGGAAUUUUCAUAUAAAACUUUAGAUACAUAUUUUUGAACAUAUACACUUUGAUUUAAUAAAAAAAAAAAAAAUUUUUUUUUUUUUAAAUUUCACAGUGGCUAUCCCCCUUAAUACAAAUCACAUGUCCCAAACGGUUCACUCAAUUUUUGUGUUAAUUUUACAUAUUACACUUGUGUCAAACAAUAAUACAGGUUUAAAACUUGUUGAGAUCAGACAACACAUUCAACUUUAGAUAAAUUUACACUUGGUGUCAAAUAAUUGACACUAAAUAUUUAACCAUUGAAUUUUUAUACACGAGAACACAAAAUUUUCGACUGUGUAGGGAGGAAACAGAACAUUCUAACCCACGUGUGCAAUUUCCUACCCGAGUCGAAGGUGACAAUCACGACUGGGACGUCCUACUUUCCUCCCUAGGUGUAUAAUAUUCUAAUUUUCUCCAUACCUGCACCAAAAGUUUAAAUUCCCGCCCUGUUUAGAGGGGAGAGACCCCUUAUUUUUUUAUGAGAAAAAUAAUAAAAAGCAGCGCAUGCGCCAUUCUUCUUUUUUACGAAUAUCCUACUUUCCUCCCUCGUCACAUAAUAUACUAAUAUUUUUAAAUUGACAAUCGAAUUCUUUCGGUAUCAGUCGGCUCUGUUCCGAGCAGCCCAGAGCCAGUAACCGAACACGUCAUAAAAAAUGCUUUUAAUUUAAGAAAAAAAAAUGAAGUACUACGAAAUUACAUGAAUAAAAGUAUAUUAAAAAAAAGUAAUUAAAUU
Microplitis mediator is the source of this 4641-nucleotide messenger RNA. RefSeq lists its product as uncharacterized. The transcript is spliced from 6 exons. The coding region runs from base 290 to 2467 and encodes 725 amino acids. Lineage: Eukaryota; Metazoa; Arthropoda; Insecta; Hymenoptera; Braconidae. Gene Ontology annotation, cellular component: membrane. The record is from RefSeq and is a predicted model, not a curated record.